UCAAGACAUUUUCAGAUUAAAUAGGUUUCAAAAGAUGGUGAAGGAAAGAAACAAUGCAGUGGUUGCCACAGUAGUUCUGGUGGGUUUGUUGGUGCUCCAUUGUAAGAUGGUUGAAGCUGUAACUCAUGUUGUUGGUGGUGAAAGUGGUUGGACUUAUGGCGUUCAAACAUGGCCUUAUAAAAAGAAAUUUAAGGCUGGUGAUACUCUCGUAUUUAAUUAUAGCCCAAAGGAACACAACGUGGUGUCUGCAAGGAAAAAAGAGUAUGAUAAAUGCAACCCAUCAUAUGAUUCAAAAGUAUAUAACACAGGACACGAUAAAAUCAUAGUUAAAAAGGGAGAAAACUAUUUCAUCUCCGGUUUCAAAGGCCAAUGCGCCUCUGGACUCAAAUUAUUCGUUCAUGCAGAAUAAUCAUCCGCCUGCCUUCUCAUGAUAUAUAAAAAUGUACUAAAUAAAAUGUUGGCUGAGUGGCUUGACAUGCAUGUAUGGUUUUUCUUUCGUUUCCAGGAAAUAAAGCUAUAUUUUUAAUUAUUGAAA
Molecule: messenger RNA, 535 nt
Organism: Pistacia vera
Lineage: Eukaryota; Viridiplantae; Streptophyta; Magnoliopsida; Sapindales; Anacardiaceae
Product: basic blue protein-like
Exons: 2
Coding region: 35-409 (124 amino acids)
Cellular component (GO): plasma membrane
Molecular function (GO): electron transfer activity
Source: RefSeq, a predicted model, not a curated record